Molecule: messenger RNA, 5491 nt
Organism: Suncus etruscus (white-toothed pygmy shrew)
Lineage: Eukaryota; Metazoa; Chordata; Mammalia; Eulipotyphla; Soricidae
Gene: NALCN
Product: sodium leak channel, non-selective
Exons: 44
Coding region: 140-5356 (1738 amino acids)
Biological process (GO): monoatomic ion transport; transmembrane transport
Cellular component (GO): membrane
Molecular function (GO): monoatomic cation channel activity
Source: RefSeq, a predicted model, not a curated record
CCCCGCGCGCACCGACCCUGCGGAGCCAGAGGCAGCCACCCCGGGGCCGCGUUGGGUACCGCGCCUGGCACCAUGACCGCGCCGCGCUCGCGGGUUACAGACUGGGGUUCAGUGCUUGCACCCCAGCGCUAAUUUCAGCAUGCUCAAAAGGAAGCAGAGCUCCAGGGUGGAGGCCCAGCCUGUCACCGACUUUGGCCCUGAUGAAUCUCUGUCAGACAACGCAGAUAUUCUCUGGAUUAAUAAACCAUGGGUCCACUCUUUGCUGCGGAUCUGUGCCAUCAUAAGCGUGAUUUCUGUGUGCAUGAACACACCCAUGACAUUCGAGCACUACCCUCCUCUGCAGUAUGUCACCUUCACCCUGGACACUUUGCUCAUGUUUCUCUACACAGCAGAGAUGAUCGCAAAGAUGCACAUCCGGGGCAUUGUCAAGGGGGAUAGCUCCUAUGUGAAGGAUCGUUGGUGUGUUUUUGAUGGAUUUAUGGUCUUUUGCCUUUGGGUUUCAUUGGUGUUACAGGUAUUUGAAAUCGCUGAUAUAGUGGAUCAGAUGUCACCAUGGGGGAUGCUGAGGAUCCCACGACCACUCAUUAUGAUCCGAGCAUUUCGGAUUUACUUCCGAUUUGAACUCCCAAGAACCCGGAUUACAAAUAUUUUAAAGCGAUCAGGAGAACAAAUAUGGAGUGUUUCCAUUUUCCUACUUUUCUUUCUACUUCUUUAUGGAAUUUUAGGAGUUCAGAUGUUUGGAACAUUUACCUAUCACUGUGUUGUAAAUGACACAAAACCAGGAAAUGUAACCUGGAAUAGUUUGGCUAUUCCAGAUACACACUGCUCACCAGAGCUGGAAGAAGGCUACCAGUGUCCCCCCGGAUUUAAAUGCAUGGAUUUGGAAGACUUGGGACUUAGCAGGCAAGAACUGGGCUACAGUGGCUUUAAUGAGAUAGGAACCAGCAUUUUCACGGUAUAUGAAGCUGCUUCUCAAGAGGGCUGGGUGUUUCUCAUGUACAGAGCCAUUGACAGCUUCCCCCGCUGGCGCUCCUACUUCUAUUUCAUCACACUCAUCUUCUUUCUGGCCUGGCUUGUGAAGAAUGUGUUUAUAGCCGUCAUCAUUGAAACCUUUGCAGAAAUCAGGGUCCAAUUCCAGCAGAUGUGGGGAUCAAGGAGUAGCACCACCUCAACGGCCACCACACAGAUGUUUCAUGAAGAUGCUGCUGGUGGGUGGCAGCUGGUCGCCGUGGAUGUCAACAAGCCUCAGGGACGUGCUCCAGCUUGUCUCCAGCAAAUGAUGCGGUCAUCGGUUUUCCACAUGUUCAUCCUGAGCAUGGUCACGGUGGAUGUGAUUGUGGCUGCUAGCAACUACCACAAAGGAGAGACCUUCAGGCGUCAGUAUGAUGAGUUCUACCUGGCAGAGGUGGCUUUUACUGCCUUGUUUGACCUGGAAGCCUUCCUGAAGAUCUGGUGUUUGGGAUUCACAGGAUAUAUUAGCUCCUCGCUCCACAAAUUUGAGCUGCUCCUUGUCAUCGGAACCACUCUCCAUGUCUACCCUGACCUUUAUCAUUCUCAAUUCACUUACUUUCAGGUGCUCCGCGUUGUGCGACUUAUUAAGAUUUCUCCUGCUCUUGAGGAUUUCGUGUACAAGAUCUUUGGUCCUGGAAAGAAGCUGGGGAGCCUGGUUGUGUUCACAGCCAGCCUCUUGAUCGUGAUGUCAGCCAUUAGCUUGCAGAUGUUCUGCUUUGUGGAAGAACUGGACCGAUUCACAACUUUUCCAAGGGCAUUCAUGUCCAUGUUUCAGAUCCUCACCCAGGAAGGAUGGGUAGACGUCAUGGACCAAACUCUCAAUGCUGUGGGCCACAUGUGGGCUCCAGUGGUGGCUAUCUACUUCAUCCUCUACCAUCUCUUUGCUACUCUGAUCCUCCUGAGUUUGUUUGUUGCUGUUAUUUUGGACAACUUAGAACUUGAUGAAGAUCUAAAGAAGCUUAAACAAUUAAAGCAAAGCGAAGCCAACGCAGACACCAAAGAGAAACUCCCGUUGCGCCUUCGAAUCUUUGAAAAAUUUCCCAACCGGCCGCAGAUGGUGAAAAUCUCCAAGCUGCCCUCAGAUUUCACCGUUCCCAAAAUCAGGGAAAGUUUCAUGAAGCAGUUUAUUGAUCGCCAACAGCAGGACACUUGCUGCCUCUUGCGAAGCCUUCCGUCCACUUCCUCCUCCACCUGCGAUCAAUCCAAGCGCUCCGCCAUCGAAGACAGCAAAUACAUCGACCAAAAGCUGCGCAAGUCUGUUUUCAGCAUCAGGGCAAGGAACCUUCUGGAAAAGGAGACCGCAGUCACUAAAAUCUUAAGAGCUUGCACUCGACAACGCAUGCUGAGCGGAUCAUUCGAGGGGCAGCCAGCAAAAGAAAGGUCAAUUCUCAGCGUGCAGCAUCAUAUCCGCCAAGAGCGCAGGUCACUGAGACAUGGAUCCAACAGCCAGAGGAUCAGCAGGGGCAAAUCUCUGGAAACACUGACCCAAGAUCAUUCUAAUACCGUGCGGUACCGCAAUGCACAAAGGGAAGACAGUGAAAUAAAGAUGAUUCAGGAGAAGAAAGAACAAGCGGAAAUGAAAAGGAAAGUGCAAGAAGAGGAGCUUCGGGAAAACCACCCCUAUUUUGACAAGCCCCUUUUCAUAGUUGGGCGGGAGCACAGGUUCAGGAAUUUCUGCCGGGUCGUGGUCCGGGCACGCUUCAACGCGUCUAAGACAGACCCUGUCACAGGAGCUGUGAAAAACACCAAGUAUCAUCAACUAUAUGACUUGCUGGGACUUGUCACCUACCUGGACUGGGUCAUGAUCAUCGUCACCAUCUGCUCCUGCAUCUCCAUGAUGUUCGAGUCCCCCUUCCGGCGAGUCAUGCAUGCCCCAACCUUGCAGAUUGCUGAGUAUGUGUUUGUGAUAUUCAUGAGCAUUGAGCUCAAUCUGAAGAUCAUGGCCGACGGCUUGUUUUUCACUCCGACCGCUGUCAUUAGGGACUUUGGUGGAGUCAUGGACAUAUUUAUAUAUCUUGUCAGCCUGAUAUUUCUCUGCUGGAUGCCUCAGAAUGUGCCUGCGGAGUCUGGGGCUCAGCUCCUCAUGGUCCUGCGCUGCCUGAGGCCCCUGAGGAUCUUCAAGUUGGUGCCUCAAAUGCGGAAGGUCGUCCGAGAGCUCUUUAGCGGCUUCAAGGAGAUUUUUCUGGUCUCUAUCCUGUUGCUGACAUUAAUGCUUGUGUUUGCUAGCUUUGGGGUUCAGCUUUUCGCUGGAAAACUGGCCAAGUGCAAUGACCCCCACAUUAUUAGAAGGGAAGAUUGUAACGGAAUAUUCAGAAUUAAUGUAAGUGUGUCCAAGAAUUUAAAUUUAAAAUUAAAACCUGGAGAGAAGAAGCCUGGAUUUUGGGUGCCCCGAGUUUGGGCAAAUCCUCGGAACUUUAAUUUCGACAAUGUAGGAAAUGCCAUGUUGGCGUUGUUUGAAGUUCUCUCCUUGAAAGGCUGGGUGGAAGUGAGGGAUGUGAUUAUUCAUCGCGUAGGACCGAUGCAUGGAAUCUAUAUCCAUGUCUUUGUCUUCCUGGGUUGCAUGAUUGGACUGACCCUUUUUGUGGGAGUGGUGAUUGCUAAUUUCAAUGAAAACAAGGGCACAGCUCUGCUAACCGUGGAUCAGAGAAGAUGGGAAGAUCUGAAGAGCCGCCUGAAGAUCGCUCAGCCUCUUCAUCUCCCACCGCGCCCGGAUAAUGAUGGUUUUAGAGCUAAGAUGUAUGACAUCACCCAGCACCCAUUCUUUAAGAGGACCAUCGCUUUACUUGUCCUGGCCCAGUCCGUGUUGCUCUCUGUUAAGUGGGAUGUGGAAGAUCCAGUGACAGUUCCUUUGGCAACAAUGUCAGUGGUCUUCACCUUCAUCUUUGUUCUAGAGGUCACCAUGAAAAUCAUCGCAAUGUCUCCUGCUGGCUUCUGGCAAAGCCGAAGAAAUCGAUAUGACCUGCUGGUGACAUCCCUUGGCAUUGUCUGGGUGGUGCUCCACUUUGCCCUCCUGAAUGCAUACACCUACAUGAUGGGCGCGUGCGUGAUCGUCUUUCGUUUUUUCUCCAUCUGUGGGAAGCAUGUAACUCUGAAGAUGCUUCUGCUGACCGUGGUAGUCAGCAUGUAUAAAAGCUUCUUCAUCAUAGUGGGGAUGUUCCUCUUGCUACUCUGCUAUGCUUUUGCCGGGGUGGUUUUAUUUGGUACCGUGAAGUAUGGAGAGAACAUUAACAGGCAUGCGAACUUCUCUUCAGCCGGCAAAGCUAUUACUGUGCUGUUCCGAAUAGUGACAGGCGAAGACUGGAAUAAGAUUAUGCAUGACUGUAUGGUUCAGCCACCUUUCUGCACCCCCGAUGAAUACACAUACUGGGCCACUGACUGUGGAAAUUAUGCCGGGGCUCUGAUGUAUUUCUGCUCAUUUUAUGUCAUCAUUGCCUACAUCAUGCUGAAUCUGCUUGUGGCCAUCAUUGUGGAGAACUUUUCACUGUUUUAUUCCACAGAAGAGGACCAGCUUUUAAGCUAUAAUGAUCUUCGCCAUUUUCAAAUCAUAUGGAAUAUGGUGGAUGAUAAGAGAGAGGGGGUGAUCCCCACAUUCCGUGUGAAGUUUCUGCUGCGGCUUCUGCGGGGCCGCCUGGAGGUGGAUCUGGACAAGGACAAGCUUCUGUUCAAGCACAUGUGUUAUGAGAUGGAGCGUCUGCACAAUGGCGGCGACGUCACCUUCCAUGAUGUCCUCAGCAUGCUGUCCUAUCGGUCUGUUGACAUCCGCAAGAGCUUACAGCUGGAGGAGCUACUGGCCCGAGAGCAGCUGGAGUACACCAUUGAGGAGGAAGUGGCCAAGCAGACCAUCCGCAUGUGGCUGAAAAAGUGCUUGAAGCGCAUCAGAGCCAAACAGCAACAGUCUUGCAGCAUCAUCCACAGCCUGAGGGUGAGCCAGCAGCAGGAAAUGAGCAAAUUUGUGAACCUUCCCAGCAUCGAGACCACACAGCCCAGUGAGGACACGCACGCCAAUAGCCAAGACAUUGGCAUGCAACCUGAGAGCAGCAGUCAGCAGCAGCUUCUGAGCCCCACGCUGUCAGACCGAGGUGGGAGUCGACAGGAUGCUUCAGAUGCUGGGAAACCACAAAGGAAGUUUGGGCAGUGGCGUUUGCCCUCAGCACCAAAGCCUAUAAGCCACUCUGUGUCCUCAGUCAACCUGCGCUUUGGAGGACGGACCACAAUGAAAUCAGUCGUGUGCAAAAUGAACCCCAUGACGGAUGCUGCUUCUUGUGGUUCUGAAGUCAAGAAGUGGUGGACCCGACAACUGACUGUGGAGAGUGAUGAAAGUGGGGAUGACCUUCUGGAUAUUUAGGAGGAAAAUGAUGGAGAGGACAGUCCAAUGGUCAAAGCCAUCAUCUCUGCUCUCCUCCUAUGCCCAGUGAGCAUCCAUCAUUGAAACCUCAUUUAACUGCAACUUGUCUCAAAAUUUUCUUACAAGGAUUUUUUU